Otolemur garnettii (small-eared galago) is the source of this 806-nucleotide messenger RNA. It is a transcript of the gene NRSN1, whose product is annotated as neurensin 1. The transcript is spliced from 3 exons. The record is from RefSeq and is a predicted model, not a curated record. Gene Ontology annotation, cellular component: neuron projection; transport vesicle; neuronal cell body. Lineage: Eukaryota; Metazoa; Chordata; Mammalia; Primates; Galagidae. The coding region runs from base 59 to 646 and encodes 195 amino acids. Gene Ontology annotation, biological process: nervous system development.
GAAAGGUCAAAGAGUACACAAGAAGAACAAGAGGUGGAGGAUUUCAAAGCUGGGAAAGAUGAGUUCUCACAGUAAUGUCUGUGGGUCCAGGCAGGCACAGCCUGCAGCCGAGGGCGGGUACCAGCGCUACGGAGUCCGGUCCUACCUACACCAGUUUUAUGAGGACUGUACUGCCUCCAUCUGGGAGUAUGAGGAUGAUUUCCAGAUCCAGAGAUCACCUAACAGGUGGAGCUCAGUAUUCUGGAAGGUCGGACUCAUCUCAGGUACAGUCUUCGUGAUUCUUGGAUUGACUGUUCUGGCAGUGGGCUUUCUUGUGCCCCCCAAAAUUGAAGCGUUUGGUGAAGCUGAUUUUGUGGUGGUCGACACCCAUGCCAUCCAGUUUAACGGUGCCCUUGACAUGUACAAGCUGGCAGGAGCCGUUCUCUUCUGCAUCGGGGGCACAGCCAUGGCAGGGUGCCUGCUAAUGUCCGUGUUUGCAAAAAGCUACUCCAAAGAAGAAAAAUUCCUUCAGCAGAAGUUUAAAGAGCGGAUCGCAGACAUCAAGGCCCACAUCCAGCCCGUUACUAAAGCUCCAGGCCCCGGGGAAACAAAGAUUCCAGUCACCUUGUCCAGGGUUCAAAAUGUCCAGCCUCUAGCAGCAACCUGAGCGUUUCCCACCCCCAUCCUCCCUGUCUGAUUUACACACAUGGUUGAAUGGAGCAGGCCAGGUUUUGAGAUGCCGAGGAUUUGGCGUGGCCUGCCCCAGGGGCGUGUUCCACAGUGGGCAGCAUAAGGGGCGAGCUCUCACUCGCUCAGUUCAGGUGGCU